AUGUCUAGAGCCAAUGAAAUCCAACAAAAAUUGAAUUUGCAAGCAGAACUUCAAAAAACGUUCAAUGGAAACGCUCGGAAAGUUAUGGGAUGGCUAGAUAAGAACGAGCCUGACAAACAGCCUGAUGUCACCGAACUAAACAGCAGUAAAGAAUCUUUCUUCACACUGCCAGUGGUCCAAGCAGGAUCGGGACUCAACUUUGCUGCUGCAACUACGAACUUAGACCACAAAGAAGAUAUUCACACUGUUGGCGAAUUUAUUCGCAGCGAUAAGAAAGUCAGUUCACUCUCGAAGAAAAGGCGACACCAGCCUGAUAUCCGUGCAAACACUGUACACAGGAUCUCUAACGAUGAUACAAGGGCAAUGAUAGCUCUAAAGAGGAAGAUGAGGCAAACACAAAGAGAUUCCAUAAGACAUGACGUCCGCCUAGAGAAGACAGCGCCCGAUGCAAGAACAGCCAACAGCAACGAAGAUGAUAGUGAGGAUGAAGAGGAACGAGCAGUGCAAAAGACAACUAAGAAGACUGUUGGGCUACUCUUCAAUGGCAAGAAGAAGAGAAAGUGA
This is a messenger RNA of Torulaspora delbrueckii, 564 nucleotides long. RefSeq names its product Nop19p (gene NOP19). The transcript has a single exon. NCBI's taxonomy places the organism in Eukaryota, Fungi, Ascomycota, Saccharomycetes, Saccharomycetales, Saccharomycetaceae. Gene Ontology annotation, cellular component: 90S preribosome. Bases 1 to 564 code for a protein of 187 amino acids. The record is from RefSeq and is a predicted model, not a curated record. Gene Ontology annotation, biological process: ribosomal small subunit biogenesis.